AUGGGCGACAACCCGUCCGCGAAGAUAGACGCUGCCGAGAAGCGGCAUGCACGAUCUUACGAGCUUCUCGAGCAAGCGCGGGAGGCAGCCAAGAAGUCGUCGGAAUACGACAGCCUGGCCACGCGCAGGAAGAUGUCCGAGGAAUGCAAGCGUCGCGCAGGUUUCGAGCCGAAGAAGGAGCAGCUCGACAUCGCAGAGUCCAUGCUGCUCGGCCUCGACUCGACAGUAAUGGCCGCGACUGGGUGGGGCAAAAGCGUCCCAUUCGCGCUCCCUCUGUUUGUGCGGCCGGGGAAGACCAUCAUCGUGAUCUCACCACUGAACGACGACGAUCAGGUAGGCUCUCGGUUAUGCGUCAAUGUUGGCUUGCUCAUGUUGUGGAUGCCAGGCAAAGAGAAAGUGAAAAAGGAAAACCACGAUAUCAUCAUCGUCGGCCCAAAGCUCUGCUUGGAUCCGGAUGGCGCGUUUCGGCCGCUGCUCCGCAACUCGAACUUCACGAACAGGAUCCUUGCCGUGGUUAUGGACGAGGCUAACUGCAUCGCGCAAUGGGGCACAACUUUCGCCCUGAGAACCGACGCACCCGUUCAUGCAGCCUCGGCCACGCUGACUCCCGCUGCCCUCACGGUAGCACGCAGGGCUCUCCAUAUCCGCGCGGACGACUCCUUUCACCUAAACCUCGGCAACGACCGGCCGAACAUCGCUUGGGAGGUGCGCUUGAUGAACCCGGCAAAGAGCGACCUUGAGUCUCUGGACUUCGUGCUCGGGUCCGAGGAGGACUUGGACAAGGCCGAGCUGCUCCCACGAUCCGUCGUCUUCUUUGACGACGUCGAGAUGUCACUCCAGGCCCUGCGGCGACUUCGAAGCAAGGUCCCCGAACGCCUUGGAAACCGUAUCUGCAUGUACAACCCAAUGCGUUCAGCGCUAUCAAACCAGAUAGUCUUCAAGCUCUUUCAGCAGGGGCGUGUCGACAUCCUGCUUGCAACGGAAGCGGCAGGGAUGAGUUUCGACGUUUCAGACAUCCCCCUGGUGGUCCAAUUCUUGGUCCCGUCAUCCCUCGAGACGUGGAUGCGGCGCGCCGGCCGGGCAGGUCGCAAUAAGGACAUUCGCGCUCGAGCCAUACUGCUAGUACAGCCGACUGUUUUCCGCGAGGAGGGGAAGAAAACGCGUCAGCCUGGGGAUCCGAGAUUGUAUGUGGAGGAGAUCAAGCCGGACUUGCUCGACUGGAUCACAGCAUCUGAGGGCGAGUGCCGCCGCGCGAUCGCGGACCGUGUCUUCGACAAUCCUCCUCGGGAAGCACCGACCGGUUCUUGCUGUGACAACUGCGAGGCGCGCACGGUUCGCGCGGAAGCCGCCGAACGCCGUGAAAGCGAGGAGCCGGCCCGUGCCUCAGAUAGCGAGCCCAACAAGGCUAGCGACACAUCCACUUCCACGGAAAACAUCGAUGCACGGACUAUCGACGCGGACCGGGGGACACCUCAGGGAAGCUUUGGCCCGACUGCACGAGUGGCGCAGGCGGACGUGGUUUUCUGA
Messenger RNA from Epithele typhae, 1527 nucleotides. Its product is annotated as P-loop containing nucleoside triphosphate hydrolase protein. Gene Ontology annotation, molecular function: 3'-5' DNA helicase activity; nucleic acid binding; ATP binding. Gene Ontology annotation, cellular component: cytoplasm; chromosome; nucleus. The transcript is spliced from 5 exons. Gene Ontology annotation, biological process: double-strand break repair via homologous recombination. NCBI's taxonomy places the organism in Eukaryota, Fungi, Basidiomycota, Agaricomycetes, Polyporales, Epitheliaceae. The coding region runs from base 1 to 1527 and encodes 508 amino acids. The record is from RefSeq and is a predicted model, not a curated record.